AGCAGAGCAGUGGAGGGUCGGCACGUCCGGGAGGGCCCUGGAGGAGGUUGUUCCGCGGGCCGGUGCCGCUCCCAAAGCUGAGGCGCUUCCUCACCCUUCCCAGACUAGCCGCCUGCCCCUUGGAGUGCGCCUCUGCCGCCCUCGUGCCCAGGUACCUGGUUUCAGAGAAGAUGACAGAGGAACUGGACCACACAGGACAGGGCUCUGAGGCAGAUAGUGAAGAGGUGGUCCUAACUCCUGCAGAGCUCAUUGAGAAGCUGGAGCAGGCCUGGAUGAAUGAAAAGUUUGCCCCUGAGCUGCUGGAAAGCAAGUCUGAAAUUGUAGAAUGCGUCAUGGAACAGCUCGAUCACAUGGAAGAAAAUCUCAGGAGAGCCAAGAAGGGGGAUCUGAAAGUCAGUAUCCAUCGAAUGGAGAUGGAGAGGAUCCGCUAUGUCCUUAGCAGCUACUUGCGGUGUCGGCUUAUGAAGAUAGAGAAGUUUUUCCCUCAUAUCCUUGAAAAGGAGAAAACACCCCGUGAGGGGGAGCUGUCUAGUCUUUCUCCAGAGGAGCUGAUCUUUGCCAAACAAUACAUGGCUAACACAGAGGCCUACCUCAAGAAUGUUGCCUUAAAGCAUAUGCCUCCUAAUUUACAGGUGGUGGACCUCCUGAGGUCAGUUCCCAAACCAGAUCUGGAUUCAUACGUGUUUCUGAGAGUGAAAGAACGACAGGAAAACAUACUGGUAGAACCAGAAACAGAUGAGCAAAGGGACUAUGUGAUUGACUUGGAAGAAGGCUCGCAGCACUUGAUCCGAUACAAAACCAUUGCACCCCUGGUCGCUUCUGGAGCAGUUCAGCUGAUUUAAAAUAAAAAGAUAGGGGGAUCCCUGGGUGGCUCAGCAGUUUAGCGCCUGCCUUUGGCCCAGGGUGCAAUCCUGUAGUGCCGGCAUCGAGUCCCGCGUCAGGCUCCCGGCAUGGAGCCUGUCUCUCCCUCUGCCUGUGUCUCUGCCUCUCUCUCUAUGUCUAUCAUAAAUAAAUAAAAUCUUUAAAAAAAUAAAAAAUAAAAUAAAAAUAAUAAAAUAAAAAGAUAAAUUCAUACAGCACAGAACCUUAAAAUGUUUAGGAACUUCUGACCACUUUGUGCCUAAGGACGACAGACUCUCAGCAGUGCAGUGAAUCACUGGGGCGUUGAGAAGAGCUCCAGGCAUGAUUGCUAACUUGUCACCCAUUCUGACUGCUGUGUUAGCCACAGUCGGCAGAUGGAGCUAUUGCUCUGUCGAUCCCACAUGCUGGGCAAGCCCUUGGAGACUCCCUUUGUGCCUUUUCACUUUGUGGUAUUUCUUGAGCUAAGGAAAGUGAAGCAACCACAGUUCAUAAAAAAGCAUUGCUGCCUAUGAUGAAGGGACAGUAGUUAGCCCUGCCCUGAGAGUGACUGGACAGUCCUUUCACUUCCCUAAUAAGAAAUGCAUAAAUAUGCAUUAGAAAAACAGAAGAUGAAAUAUUUUCUAGGUUAUCUCCCUGGUUUGUGUGAACUAACCUGAGGUUCGUAUUGGACUUUAAACCAAUUUGCCCUGAUUAACUGAGAAUCACAACUAAACCAAGAAACCAUUGCUGAGUUUCAGUUUUGUGCCAGAAGGACCCUCUGGCCAGUUCUCAGUUUGUAACCUAAUGAAGUAUGUGCUUCCUGCUGCUAACCUGCAACCUUCCCUGAAUCCCAGGCAGCUUUGCCAACCCAGCCUCCAGACCAUCUGGCCGUUCUUGGCCGGGGAUCUGCUAACAGCAACAUCACCUAUCCUAUCUUGUGACCUCAGUAGCAGCGUUUCUGUUUUUAGCUCUCCUUUCUCAGAGGAAGUGAAUGAAAUUAACAUGGGCAGAGAGCAUCACAGUGAUAACUGGAGGAAGGAUGUAGAGACAGUAAAUGAAUCAUCUUCCUUUCCUGAUAAAAAGGAAUCUGCAUUCCAGUCUUUCUUGCUAAUGAGAGGGCAGCAGAUUUUCACUUGUAUUAUUCAGGCUGUUAGAGUAAUCAAUAUGGUUCUCCUGUCCAAGAGAAAUCACUAAGUGAAAGCCAGGAGGGUUUUAUUUGUUAAUAAAAGCAUUUUAUAUUUCA
This is a messenger RNA of Nyctereutes procyonoides (raccoon dog), 2083 nucleotides long. It is a transcript of the gene GINS4, whose product is annotated as GINS complex subunit 4. The coding region runs from base 171 to 842 and encodes 223 amino acids. Gene Ontology annotation, biological process: double-strand break repair via break-induced replication; DNA-templated DNA replication. Lineage: Eukaryota; Metazoa; Chordata; Mammalia; Carnivora; Canidae. The record is from RefSeq and is a predicted model, not a curated record. Gene Ontology annotation, cellular component: GINS complex. The transcript is spliced from 8 exons.